UCUCAAAGCAGGGAAGUAUGAGCAGCAUUGACCUGGUUGUCAUCUGUCCAGUGUUUGGUCUUUUUAAAAUCGGUAUAUUCUCUACUGUAACCGUCAGUGUAAGCUUGCGUUGGCGUUAUAUCACACUAGAGUUAGCAAGCGUGUUGGUAGCAUUCAUUAUAUUUUCAGUGAUAGCUUAGCUGUGUUACAGUGUCUUACCUAAACAGCUAAAACAGUCAGGUUGUUUCAGCCAAAAGUUUCACACAUCUGUUGUAGCAAAUCCGUCCCUUCCUGGAAAAGUGCAUUUGUUAAACCCUUGUUUGCGUGUGUGUGUGCAGGGGUGAUCUUAUGACUGCAGAGAGACACCAUGUUCCCAGCCAAGCUAGCUUUGAGCACUCUGAAAAGGAUCCACCAUGGAGCUUGUUAUCGAUGUCUUUCUACCUGUUUCGUCCAGAAGGAAGGGAUAAAGGCUGGAGAUGGGCCCCACUCAGACUCCCGUGUGUGGAAGAGAAAGCCUAAGAACCAAUCUGGUCAUCAAUAAGACUUCUUGAAACACAGCAAAACGGGAGAAGACCGUUCAGUUUAUCAGCUGCUACUAUAGUAAAUUCAGCACCAGUACACGUCCAACCGUACCUCCGGCUGAUGAGGCUGGACAAACCUAUAGGGACAUGGCUGCUGUACCUCCCCUGCACAUGGAGCAUUGCUCUGGCUGCUAACCCUGGAUGCUUCCCAGAUCUGGGCAUGCUCACACUGUUUGGUACAGGUGCUCUUCUCAUGAGAGGGGCCGGCUGCACCAUCAAUGACAUGUGGGACAAAGACUUUGACAAAAAAGUGUCCCGCACAGCCUCUCGACCAAUCGCAUCAGGAGAGAUUUCUCAAAUGCAGGCGCUGGUCUUCCUGGGAGGGCAGCUCUCGCUUGCACUUGGGGUUCUUUUGUGUCUCAACUAUUACAGUAUAGCUCUGGGUGCUGCUUCUUUAUCUCUUGUUAUCACCUACCCGCUGAUGGAGAGGUUCACUUACUGGCCACAGUUUGUGUUGGGUAUGUGCUGUGCAAAGUUAUCUUGUAGUGUUCUUUGUCUAAAGUUAAUAUUUUACAGAUUACCAGAGCUAUAGCUGUUCUCUCGUUCUCUCCUCUCACUUUACAACCGCUUCACAAACAACCGCUUUUAUAGAGGUGAUCACACUUGCUUUUGCUUUUUGAUUAACAGCAUGUGACUGCUACUUACCCUCUUAAUACAUAUGGAAGAGGUAGGGGUGUAAUUAGUGUUUUAUAAUUGCAUCUGAAAUGUAGAAAUAGUGUUAUAAUCUAAGCCCAGUUAUAUGUUAUGUUCCUGAAGCCAAAGUCAACAUUCUUUUUACUUUAAUAAUAUAGACUACUGUUCUAGUGAAUUGAGGUUUAAAAUGAUAAAGAGCAGGAUUAUAUUAACAAGUGGAAAAAGACCUAUGUAUGUUUUGGAUAAAAGAUUCAAACCAGACAAAUUUCUAAAUUCUACCGCUAUAACAAUGCAAGUAACAACCAUCUGAGUGUUUAUCCAGUUUACAAAAGUGUAGAUUUUUCUCUGUGUCGGUGUAAUAUUUGGGAAAAGGUUCCUGUGAAUAUGAUGGUCUGCUUUCACUGUUGCUGCCCAGGUGAAAAACCCCACAAAGUGUCCUAAGUGUAAACCAUGCCACCACAGUGAAAAACCAAAGCACAUGAAUAGUGGGAAGUGUUUGUGCCUUGCAUAAACUAGUCUACGCAGCCAUGAAGCUGUCAUGGCGUUCCAGCGACGAGCAAACUGUGACAUGCAUAUUGACGCCUCAGUGGUCCAGAAGUCCCCAUCGGAUAGUCCGCUCCAUUUGGAGAAAUAGUCCCCAGAUGAAUCUUCCCAAAAGCCAAACCCUGCUGCGUUAUUUAGGCAUUCGCUGAUCUUCCAGUGAGAGUAAUACUGUAUUAAAACCAGUCCAAGA
Messenger RNA from Oreochromis niloticus (Nile tilapia), 1926 nucleotides. Its product is annotated as 4-hydroxybenzoate polyprenyltransferase, mitochondrial. NCBI's taxonomy places the organism in Eukaryota, Metazoa, Chordata, Actinopteri, Cichliformes, Cichlidae. Gene Ontology annotation, biological process: ubiquinone biosynthetic process. The record is from RefSeq and is a predicted model, not a curated record. Gene Ontology annotation, cellular component: mitochondrial inner membrane. Bases 622 to 1092 code for a protein of 156 amino acids. The transcript is spliced from 4 exons. Gene Ontology annotation, molecular function: 4-hydroxybenzoate polyprenyltransferase activity.